ACGGAGAAAAUAUAUCUUUAUACUAUUGGUACCAAACUGGAAUAUUAGAAGAUUAUGUGUCCAACAAUUAGACAUAGCGAGGUUCUUUAUUUCUGCUUUACUUAUCUCUAAUAUAUAAGACUAUACAUGUGGAACACCAAAAAAAAAAAAGGAAAAAAAAAAAAAACUAAUUAUUUCAUUCGAAUGAAAAAAAAAAGACAAAAUAAGACAUUUAAAUUAACCAUCAAAAUGUAAAAACCGUUUUUCCAUCCAAUUAAUUUUAUUUUCUGUUUCAUAUGCUAUCACACUUUACGUUCAUGUAAUGUUAGUUUUGCUAAAACCGCAUAACCACAUUCCUACACGAUAGACGGACCCAAGUCAAGAGUCAACUACAUCUCUCACAAUCUCUCUCUCACUCUACUUGUCAUUCGACAAUCGACAUGGCUUUCUUUCUUCUCACACCAACAUCAUUCUCAUGCUCCGUUCUAAACUCUCCAACCCAACACAACAUUAACAACCACCCUAAACUUUCUUUCUUCACCCCUCUCAAUCUCAAUCCCAACAAAAAUCCCAACAAAAAUAAACACUUUUGCUUCAAUUUAUCUUAUAAACCCACAAAAAUGUCUGAAUUUCCCACUGCUAAAGCAUCUCCAAAUGACCUAGUUGGCCCACUUUCUGGUGCAAUCAACCUCGUUCAAUCCAACCCUGCCACGUGGCAAUCUGCCAUUUUUUCCAAUGUUGUAAUUUUCAUUCUGGGUUCUCCAAUUUUGGUGUCUGGACUUUCUCUCUCCGGCAUUGUUGCUGCCUUCUUGUUGGGUACUCUUACAUGGCGUUCUUUUGGCCCUUCUGGGUUUCUUCUUGUUGCCACUUAUUUUGUUAUUGGAACUGCAGCAACCAAAGUCAAGAUGGCACAGAAGGAGGCUCAAGGGGUUGCAGAGAAGAGGAAAGGAAGAAGAGGGCCAGGUAGUGUAAUUGGUUCUAGUGCUGCUGGCUGUGUGUGCGCACUUCUUUCCAUAUAUGGAAUAGGAGGGAAGGCACUUUCUCAGCUUUGGCAACUCGGCUUUGUUGCAAGCUUCUGCACUAAGCUCAGUGAUACUGUCUCAAGUGAGAUCGGGAAGGCAUACGGAAAAACAACGUACCUGGUCACAACAUUUAAAGUCGUUCCAAGGGGGACAGAAGGUGCUGUAAGUGUUGAGGGAACCAUUGCUGGAAUUUUAGCUUCAGUUCUUCUUGCCUUCAUUGGUUGUCUUAUUGGCCAGAUAAAUAUAACAGAAGCAAUUAUCUGCAUAUUAGCCUCCCAGAUUGCUAACCUCGGUGAAAGUAUAAUUGGGGCUACACUUCAAGAGAAGGAAGGAUUUCAAUGGCUUAACAAUGAUGCUGUCAACAUCAUUAAUAUAUCCAUGGGUAGCAUCUUGGCCAUCCUAUUGCAACAAGUUCUGCUUCGUAGCUGGUUAUGAAUCAUAUGGAAAGAGAAAGAGAGGUGAAGCAUCAUCGAGAAUUUCCAGGAGACUGAAGACUUGGAAUUUGUAGAAUCCUAUUUUCAUACUAUUGUUCGUAUUGUUGUUUAUGCCUCAGAUACCAUUCACAGACGUUCUGAAUGAAGGAGCAGACUUAUGAAGGUUCAAUGGUAUCCACAAAGAGAGCGGCACGCUCUGAGAAGUAUGUUCAAUGGGAUAGAAACUUGAUUGUUUACGACAUGGAGUUGAUGCCUUGAAAAUAUGUAAUUCUUCAUUGAGAGUAAAAGGUGAAAACAUUAAGUUGAUCAUUAGUAGACUUGUUGUACAUAUUAUAAAUUCUCAAUGUAAUCUAAUUUUACAGGUCUUUAAGUCCUAUAGUGGUUAGCACUUAACUAUGUACCACUAAACUAUCUUAAUAUAAUCUAUAUCAAAUAUGUACAGAACUA
Messenger RNA from Beta vulgaris subsp. vulgaris (sugar beet), 1882 nucleotides. Its product is annotated as protein VTE6, chloroplastic. The transcript has 6 exons. Gene Ontology annotation, cellular component: chloroplast inner membrane. Lineage: Eukaryota; Viridiplantae; Streptophyta; Magnoliopsida; Caryophyllales; Amaranthaceae. The record is from RefSeq and is a predicted model, not a curated record. The coding region runs from base 420 to 1436 and encodes 338 amino acids.